GACAAAUCUCUCAGCCAUCUUUGCAACUGUGCUGCAGCCAUACAGCAGCACCCCCCUGGAAGCAGCCACUUCUGAUAACCCCGCCUCUGCCGGCACCACUGGUAUCUCUAGCACCAGCAUCGAUGUAUCUGCAGCAGCAGCAGAGCCAGCAGCAGCAGCUACAGCAGGCGCAUUAGAGCCAGCAGCAGGUGCAGCAGGGGAAGGUGGCAGCAGUGUGAUUUUCCUUGCAGCGAUGGCGUAUGCGAGGGUGUAUGGAGAGGACCGGUUCAACUUCACUGCUUAUGAAAUCUGGCAGUGGUUGGAGUAUGGGCGGUAUGCGGGGGUGCAGCAUGUGUUCUGGUACGACACUGCACACUCCCAGGAAGAGAGCCAGGAGGCGGCUCUGGCAGCGUAUGUGGGGGCGGGCGUGCUGACAUACCACCGCUUCUACCGCCUCUUCCCCGAGUGGCAUGACAUUCACUACGAGCAGGACUCCUCUGUCUCGCACUUCCUCAAGACGUACGGCACGCGGGUGCGGUGGGCGGUGCUGUGCGACAUAGACGAGUACAUGUUCAGCCCCUCUGACACCCUCCCUGGCUUUCUCCUCCGCUUCCUCACACGCCACGUGCAGCCCGCUAGUAAUGCCACGGCACAGGUCCUCGUGCAGAAUCUCUUUUUCCAGGGCGCGCCCACAUGCGCGCCACCGUGCCUCCUAGUGGACGCGUACACACAGAGGAGCGCGCACACGGAGGGGCCAGUAGCGCGCACCAAGGCCAUUGUGCGCGUGGCCCAGGUGCAAGGAAACUUUGGCGGCAACCCGCACAAGUUCUGGAUGAAGGGCGAGGCUAUUGGGGGGGAAGUGGGGGAGGUGGCUUUAGGUGGAAAGGCGGAGGGUGGAGGAGGAUGGGACGAGGGCGGGGAAUGGGGAAUGGGGGGCGGGGAGGGUAGUGGGGAGGGAGAGGGAGGUGGGGAUGGGGAGCGUGGAGCAGGUGGUGUAAUGGGGGCCAGGCGAGGGAGGGUGACGGUGGUUGCAGACCCGUCGUUGCUGCGUAUGAACCACUACUGGGGCUUGAGAGCUGUUGACUUCAACCCAUGGCCAGAGCACGACCGAGACAAGCUGAUUCCAGAUGCGUCCGUAGGGGUGAGUGUUGAAUGGGCAGGUGGGUGUGCUGGAUAG
Messenger RNA from Closterium sp. Naga37s-1, 1156 nucleotides. NCBI's taxonomy places the organism in Eukaryota, Viridiplantae, Streptophyta, Zygnematophyceae, Desmidiales, Closteriaceae. The record is from the annotation of a GenBank genome assembly.